UUAUAUGUAUGUGUAAUCUCGAUAAGGGUUAUAGCAAAAAAGGCAUCGUUGAUGAACUCUUAUUCGAAACAGAAUAAUUGUAAAAAAGCAAUGUAUGAAGCAAAUAAACUGAUGGAUGUUUUAAUAGCAUGUUAAAUUUUGGCUAAAUUCAACAGAAAUAUGCUCCACUCUACAUCGGGAAGGGGGCGCAUUGGAAUUUUAAUUGCAUGCACGUCAUUUAUAUCAUUUGGAUAUUUUGGAAAUACCAAGUACGUGGAUAUCUUCGGAAACGGACGUAAGUCUCAGACAAGCAACAGUUACAUUACUUCUUUACUUGAAUACUCCGGUGUGCCUAAUGGAAGUACUUAUCGGCAUGGAUAUGUUAAAAAUACAAUCAUGAAGACACAUAUAGCAUUUUUGAAAGUUCAUAAAGCGGGAUCAAGUACUUUGCAAAACAUAUUUUUUAGAUUUGGAUUAAAACAUAUGUUAAACGUCCUUGUUCCAAAAACAGGGAAUUUUCUCCAUGGCAGAUAUCAGAUAAUGCCUCUUAAACAAAAUGAACAUUACGAUAUAUUUGCAUGCCAUACAUAUUACAGAAAAGACAAGUUCGAAAGCCUGUUACCAGCAGAUGCAGUCAAAAUUGGAAUUGUACGUCAUCCCUUAGACAGAAUGAUAAGCUCUGCAUUUUUCUAUCGCGAGGUAUCGCGGUUUAAAUAUUUAAAGAACGUACCAAGUAAACGAUUUGUAAACAAUUUAGUUAAUUUUCCAGAGAAAUAUGACCCUAAAUAUUUUUCGUUUACGAGGAACUCAAUGGCCAGAGACUUUGGAUUUCCGAUGUUUAAACCUUCAGAUAUCAAAAAUAUUCGAGAAUAUCUAGAUAAGCUUAAUUUAGAGUUUCUGUUAAUUCUAAUACUAGAACAAUUCAACGAAUCACUUGUGUUGAUGAAGAGAUUUCUAAAUUGGGGAUUAAUAGAUAUUUUAUAUCUAGCGAAAAAUGCUCAUCAACACGAGGCUGUUUUUUUUAAUGAGACAGAAGUUGAAAAAAUUAAAAUCACUAAUUUCUUAGACUAUGAAAUUUAUGAAUAUUUUUUAAAAGUGUUUGAAAUGAAAUUGAAGAAUACUUCAAAAGACUUCUAUGACGAGGUCACAGUUUUUAAAACCGUCCUAGAGAAAGUUGGCGAGUUUUGCAACACAAAAAACGAUAAACUUGUAGUUGAAAGCUCAAAAUGGAACGACGAGUUUACAGUAUUUAUGAGAGACUGUGCAUUAAUGAAUAGAACAGAGUUAUCUUUCAUCGCUUUUAUAAGAAGAAAAUUGACUGAAAAUUGAUGGAAAUCGGACGCCAAUGCAUUUUUAAAGUUGAAAGCGCCUACAAUUUGAUUGUUUAAAAAGAGAAAGUUAUGCAAGCAGGGUAAGGGGCGGUGUUAGUGCUGGAAAUUCCUUCUUUAAAUGAUCGUGCCUUCUGGCCUAAAAUCGUAAUCCAUAGUUUUAGUCAAAUACCUUAAUCCCCAUUCAUUGCCUUAGGGUUAGGAUUAGGGUCAGGGUUAGUGCUGGGAAUUCCUUCUUUAAAUGAUCGUGCCUUCUGGCCUAAAAUCGUAAUCCAUAGUUUUAGUCAAAUAGCUUCAUCCCCAUUCAUUUGCUUUUCUUCUUUUCAUAUGUUCAAUUGAUAAAAAACAAAAUGCCGUCAAAAUGAUACCCCAGCCAUUGAUAAGGCAUUACAGACGGAAAAGUUACACAAGGAAAACACACAAGAAAGCACAAGAAAUUAGAAGUCUUCUACCUUUUAGAAAUCUGUUCGUAAAAUUGUUCAAAAUGCAUUUCUUAUCGAUCGUAUGCAUGCCUCAGUUGGGAAAUAUAUUUAUCUACAUUCUUGCCAAAGUAGAUUAGAAGGAAGACUCACAUAAAUAGAAAUAUAUUUGAAACUGUAAAAAAUCCAAGAUGGCUACCAAGACCAGAAGAUACGAAAUUUCCGAAUCUGAACCCUAAACCCUAGGGCAAUUAGGGUUAACAUUUUUUUCUACAUUCCGAAGGUGUAUAGUCCUUGAAGCAGUACGACGACUUUAAUCAAGCUUAAUUCUUUACUAAAUUUGAACAGAAAUAAAUGAUAGCUAAGAAAAUAAUGACUUCCUUCUCAACCCUGCAAACAUAAAUAACUUCAUGAAGGCCAAAAAUAUGUAUGUUAGGGUUUGUAAAUCUAAGGUCUAACAUGAAAAGAUUUUAUCAUACUUGCCGUCAAAAUGAGACCCCUGCCAUUGAUGAGGCUUACAGACAAAAAGGUUAUUAAACAAAAACAAUUUUUAAAAAGCUCCUAACAGGUCAAGUCCAGAAGAUACGAUUUUCCCCAUUUAGGGAUUUGCCUCCAGCGUACCUACAAAACCCUAAAUAUGAUAUUUAGGUGUAUUUCAGCUGUUGGUAACGUUUCUAACAGUCUUUUGUUAAUAAACUGAUUAGUGAAAAAAAGGUGUUUUUAUUAAAAACAUUGAACCUUAACUCAUCUAGCACGAUACCACAGGAACUAAGAUGACAGGGUUAGGGUUAGGGUUAGAGUUUAGGGUUAGGGUAUUAGUGUGAUGAAGAUUCCGUGAACAAAAGCGUUCACGGAAGUAUGUUUGCGCAUGCGCGAGAAAUGCAUUAUUGGUAAAAUAAGGGUAGGUAUUAGUGUGAUGAAGAGUAUGUGCGCUAUGUUCACGGAAGUAUGUUUGCGCAUGCGCGAGAAAUGCAUUAUUGGUAAAAUGGGUUAGGGUAGGUAUUAGUGUGAUGAAGAGCAUGUGCGCUAUGUUCACGGAAGUAUGUUUGCGCAUGCGCGACAAAUGCAUUAUUGGUGAAAUACUUCAUCAUGCGAUGGCGUGCUCUGAUUGGCUGAAUUCAAAGUUGUUGAUAAAGAAGACGCCAUUUUUGCAGUAGGAAUAUAGAAGUGUAAUUUUUUGGAUUUUUUGCAUUAAUGAAAAGGUAAGAAAUGUAUAGUUAAUUGGAAUUUUACGAGCAAAGAUGUUUCUGUUAGGGUUAGGGUUAGGGUAUUAGUGUGAUGAAGAUUCCGUGCACAAAAGCUUUCACGGAAGUAUGUUUGCGCAUGCGCGAGAAAUGCAUUAUCGGUAAUAUACGUCAUCAUGCGAUGGCGUGCUCUGAUUGGCUGAAUUCAAAGUUGUUAAUAAAGAAGACGCCAUUUUUGUUAUAUAGUGAAUGCAGUAGGAAUAUGGAAGUGUAAUUUUUUGGAUAUUUUUGCAUAUAGCAUAAACCUAUCCCAGGUUCAAUCCCAAACCCAAAUGAAACCCAAACAUAAACUAAACCCUAACCCAAGCAAAACCCGAAGUAAACUUAAUAUAAACCCAAACCAAACCCGAACUGUCAAUUGACAAUGACCCUUACCACAGACCGACUAUUUUGCACCAACCAAAGUCAGACCCAAACCAAAACCCAAAUCCAAUCAUUUAAUUCAUGAUUUAAGUUCAAGUCUAACGCCUCAUAGAUAUCUGUUUUUCAUACAAAUGUACAGAUUCUUUAAUUACAAAUGGAAAGUGGCAAUUUUGUUGAUAACUUACUUCAGCUUUUCCCAACAGCAAUUACUGUUUAAUUAUAACAUUAUACCCGGACUGGUAGACAUAGGAUCAAGGUGUCCAGUUACCGCAUCCAUUUGUUUAUAAAUAUGGUACAUAUUUUUAAUUUUGCCACUUUUAGAUUCAACAACAACUGCAAAAUUCAUUUUCAUUUUUGCUAUUUUGUUUAGUUGUUCAUGUACCCACUACCAAGUAGUGUUAACUUACCAGCACAUAUCACAGCAGUCCAUGAUGUAUUAAAUUUUGUUUCGUUGAAAUAUUUACAAGUACCACUGUCAUAUAUAUAAUAUAGAUUGCUGUUUUGUAUAUGUCUUUUUAGUUAUCAUCUGUUAUUGCAGAUUUGGGAACUAAUUUUACUUUUAUGAUAUGUAUAAAUGAGUGUUAAGAUGCUUUAAAACGUUAGUGUUGCUAUGUGGUUA
Molecule: messenger RNA, 3952 nt
Organism: Mercenaria mercenaria
Lineage: Eukaryota; Metazoa; Mollusca; Bivalvia; Venerida; Veneridae
Product: galactose-3-O-sulfotransferase 2-like
Exons: 2
Coding region: 160-1308 (382 amino acids)
Biological process (GO): glycolipid biosynthetic process
Cellular component (GO): membrane
Molecular function (GO): galactosylceramide sulfotransferase activity
Source: RefSeq, a predicted model, not a curated record